Messenger RNA from Saccoglossus kowalevskii, 542 nucleotides. Its product is annotated as tRNA wybutosine-synthesizing protein 5-like. Gene Ontology annotation, molecular function: tRNA binding. NCBI's taxonomy places the organism in Eukaryota, Metazoa, Hemichordata, Enteropneusta, Harrimaniidae. The record is from RefSeq and is a predicted model, not a curated record. Gene Ontology annotation, biological process: wybutosine biosynthetic process.
GAGAUAAAUCUGAAAUUAUAGACAUCGACAAUCCUGACAUUGCGAAGUAUCCUAAUUUUAUAAACGUGCCUCGAUACGAAUGUCAAUUACAGCCCGGUGAUAUAUUGUUCAUUCCAGCACUUUGGUUUCAUAACAUGACAUCAUUAGACUUUGGUAUAGCAGUCAACGUAUUCUGGAGACACUUGAAUGACAGCUUUUACGAUAAGAAAGAUGUUUAUAGCAACAAAGACCCAGUUAUUGCCACAAGAGCUAGUCAGAUUCUGGACCGUGCUUUAAAAACAUUGGAUGAAUUGCCCGAAGAAUAUAGAGACUUUUAUGCAAGAAAAAUGGUGACUAAAAUACAAACAAAAUGUUAUUCUAAACAUCUUGUCUGAAUUAUAUGGUACAAUCAUUUUUAUUGGUUCUCUACUCAAUGCUACUCAGGUCAGCAGCCAAUUGAAAAUGUGGUUGUUAAUAUAUAAAUUUUAUCUGGUGAAAUAUAGUAACAUGAUUAUAAACUGAUAAAACAUGCAGUACGGUAACUGUCAUUUUGUAUUAAAUUU